Symbiodinium necroappetens is the source of this 161-nucleotide messenger RNA. The record is from the annotation of a GenBank genome assembly. Lineage: Eukaryota; Dinophyceae; Suessiales; Symbiodiniaceae.
GUCGCAUUUUCGGAAAGGCCUUGGGCCUAGAGUUCCCAGAAAUCCUGCAGAAGCGCAUGGGCGCUGUGCAGAAGCGCCCGCUCCAGGCCCUUUUCCUGGCUAGGUUAGCACCCAUCUCCACAGGGGUGAAAAACUACGCCCUUGCCUUGCUGCCGGCAGAG